AUCGUUUCGCGUUGCAACGCUUCAUAAUUUUUAGGUUUUAAAAUCGUCAAAAGAUGCAUAUAAUGGCUAUAUUAGAGCAUGGUUAAUGUUCAGUAUUACUGUUUCCUCACAAAUAUCAUAACUAAAACGAAAACUUACGAAUCUGAAACAACUUUUUUCAAUUUUGUCAAUUUACCAAAGCGUGAAAAGAUCCCUUUAACGGUCAAAAUUGAGUACGAUGCGUGACUUUGUUGUGAUGCCGAUAGUAAUCUCCCCUGAACAUGUGGCUGCCACUCUGUAAUAAAGAACAACAAUAACGAACUAAACCUUGAAAUACCAUUACGGGUCUGUACAACAAAAGCAACAACUAUUUUCAACAGCCCAAGUUAAAGUAUAUGAUGGAGGGCUUAGGUGCUGUCCAGCAGAAGAUAUCUUGUGUUUUUGAGACUGCAGUGAUAGACGAAGUCUCAAAGAAAAGAGAUAAUCAGUCUUACAGGGUCCAAGCAACAAGCAAAAUAAAGCAAAAGGCUAUUGACAACGAAGUGAACUCUGCUCAGGCCACAGAGAAACUGGAUGGAACCUGUGUGUAUUUCAAGGAAUUUGAUGGUCAGCCAUGGUUAUGGGCCCGAUUUGACAAGAAACCAAACAAGUCAGCAGAGAGAAGAUUUAAAAAGUUUCAAACAUUAAAACAAAAGAAUUCUACAGAUCAGACAUUUGCAUGGGACCUGGACAAGGAUUUCAAGGAGACUCCUGAGCACUGGAUCCCUGCCUCUGGAGUUGAGCAAGAAGAUGGUCGCCCAGUCCCUGAUGAUAUUGGGCACACACCAGGCUGGGUACCAGUGUAUCCAGCCUCCAGGCAGCACUGCUGGCACCUCUCCGCUGUAGACUUGAAGGCAGGACUAGCUGUUGUGUUGAGGGAGGAGAAUGAGUUCACAUUGUGUAUUGAGUGUGUACAUCUAUCCAGCCUGUUGGGGCGCACUGCUGAACUCAUUGGAACCAAUAUCAAUGGAAAUCCUUAUGGUAUUGGCAAUAAAAAGUUUCCGGUCCAUCUCUUGGUGGUUCAUGGAACCAUACAAGUCCUUGACCCGCCCCAGUUGACCAAUGAGGCAGUGAAAUCCUGGUUUGAGACAGCUGGUCAGGUGGAGGGCAUUGUCUGGCACUGUGCCAACGGUGCUCUGUUUAAAGUUCACAGAAAUCAUGUAGGCCUGGACUGGCCUGUUCCAAAACCUGUUUUAUCAACGAGACCAAUUAGAAUUGCCAUAGAAACCAAUGACCUUAAGUCUGACACCUGUCUCCUAGAAACCCUCGCCAAACUGGAUGGCCAGACAUUUGCGUCUCUGCUAGACCUGGAGCGUGUGUUUCCUAGUGUUUUAACUGAGUUGGACCAUUUUGGCAUGAAACACUGUGAAUUGACCUCAGAAUGAUGUUGGAUAGCAGUAGUAUUUGUUUUCCCCUAAAUCCAUAUUUGUUAGUUAUUUCGAUGUUGUAGAUGGGCUUUGUAUAAGUGUUCAUCAUUCUGUGGUAACUUGUUAGAAACAAGUCAGUGUUGUGUUCUAGUCACUAACAUGCAAGAGAAUACCAACUCUCACAAUGUUUAUUUUCAUACUUGUAGUAAUUACUCUUUUUUUGCUAUUUGAAUUCCUGUUCCUUGAUAUAUUUUUAGCUCGACUAUUAUGUAUGAAAUAUAUAUAGUGGAGCUAUCCUACUCACCCCCGCGUCGGCGUGACCGUCUGCAUUACCGUUAGCGUCUGCGUUAGCGUGCAAAUGUUAAAGUUUUCAUACUACCCCAAUUAUUUUCAUUGUCCCUUGACAUAUUGCUUUCAUAUUUUGCAUACUUGUUUACCAACAUCACCCCAACCUAUAAAUAAACAAGAGCAGACAACUCUAUAAAGCAUUUUGUCAUAAUUAUUGCCCCUUUUAUACUUAGAAUAUGCAUAUUAUUUAUAAAUUUAUGUUAAAGUUUGCCUACUACCCCAAAUAUUUCCUAUAUCCUUUGACAUAUUACUUUUAUAUGUUGCAAACUUGUUUACCAACAUGACCCCAACCUAUAAACAAGAGCAGACCACUGUAUCAAGCAUUUUGACAUAAUUAUGGCCCCUUUUACACUUAGAUAAUUGAACAUUUUGCUUAAAUUGCCAAAACUUCUUUAUUUAUGAUCACAUUUUAUUAUUACUUUGACAAAACAACACUUACCUGAAUACCACAAUGGAUUCCACCCAAACAAUACCCCACGCCCCUACCCAGAAUCCCUCCCC
Molecule: messenger RNA, 2234 nt
Organism: Dreissena polymorpha
Lineage: Eukaryota; Metazoa; Mollusca; Bivalvia; Myida; Dreissenidae
Exons: 8
Coding region: 375-1403 (342 amino acids)
Biological process (GO): response to reactive oxygen species
Molecular function (GO): RNA ligase (ATP) activity
Source: RefSeq, a predicted model, not a curated record